This is a messenger RNA of Microbotryum saponariae, 477 nucleotides long. The record is from the annotation of a GenBank genome assembly. NCBI's taxonomy places the organism in Eukaryota, Fungi, Basidiomycota, Microbotryomycetes, Microbotryales, Microbotryaceae.
AUGUCGCACUACUGGCUGGCGGCACCAGAUCGGAGUUACACAGACCACUGACUUGGACCACCACAAACCCCAUCCCAUCUCCUACUAAUCAGUGUCUGGACGUGGAAAGGGCGGCAAGGGACUCGGAAAGGGUGGAGCCAAGCGUCACCGCAAGAUCGUACGUGCUGCAUAAAUCAGUCCCAUCACUACCCACAGAUACUGAUUUUAAUUAUGCUAUUGGCCUACCUACAGUUACGCGACAACAUCCAGGGUAUCACCAAGCCCGCUAUUCGCCGUCUCGCUCGUCGUGGUGGUGUCAAGCGUAUCUCCGGCUUGAUCUACGAAGAGACCCGAGGCGUCCUGAAGAUCUUCCUUGAGAACGUCAUCCGUGACUCCGUCACCUACACCGAGCACGCCAAGCGCAAGACCGUCACCUCGCUGGAUGUCGUCUACGCCCUCAAGCGAUCCGGCCGAACCCUCUACGGAUUCGGUGUCUAA